GACAAUUCUAAAAGACGUCGAGCACAAAUGGUUUUAUUUGAAAAAAUUGGAGAUGAAGCAUCAAAAUUGGAAUUUAAUGAAAUUGCUUUGCGUUAUUAUAAUAAAAUGAUGAAAUGUUGUGAUUCUGCUGAUGAUCAAAGAAAAGCUUGGAUUUCAAUGGCUGAAACUGCUAAAGAUUGUGGAUUAUGGGAACGUUGUGUUCAUUUCUAUGAACAGGCAAGAAAAUGGGAAAAAGAAUUGGGAUAUGAUGAUGAAAAGCUUCUCGAAACUGACAUUUCAAUCGCCCUUGCAUUCAUAAAAGUUGAACAAAUUUCUUUGGAAGAACGUUUGGAAAAAAUCAAAAAAGUUUAUAAUGAUUGUUCUAUACCAAAAUAUAAGUUUGCAUUAUUACCCGAAUUUAUUAAAUUUCUGAAGUCCAACAAUUUAUAUUCAAGUGAAAAGAUAGCUAAAAUGAGAAGAGAAAGACUUUCAUUAGAAAAUUCUUUGGCUGAAAAUGAUGAAGGACGGAAAGAAAAUGAAUUGAUAGAAGACUCUACUUCUAAUUUUACAGAUGAAUUUGAUGAAAUGAAUGAAGAGCAAAUAAUUUUUGAAAUUAGAGCUGAAAUGAAAACAAUCGAUUACGAAGAAAAAAUAAUCAAAGGAAGAAGAAAUAUGAAUAAACACGGAGAAUCAAGUUUGCAUGAAGUUGCUCGUUCUGAUGAUUAUCAAUUAUUAAAAAAAUUAAUUGGAGAAGGAUAUGAUGUUAAUCAGUUAGAUCAUGGGGGAUGGACACCUUUAAGUGAAGCAGUUGCUGCAUCAAAUAUGGCAAAUGUCCGGCUAUUAUUAAUGAGUGGUGCAAAUCCAAAUACGCGUUCAACUGAAUUUCUCGUUGAUUCUGAACAAAAUAAAAUUGUAAAUUGUUUUUACUUAACAUCCUUUGGGAUUGGGAAAUUAUAG
Messenger RNA from Meloidogyne enterolobii, 936 nucleotides. NCBI's taxonomy places the organism in Eukaryota, Metazoa, Nematoda, Chromadorea, Rhabditida, Meloidogynidae. The record is from the annotation of a GenBank genome assembly.